This is a messenger RNA of Seriola dumerili (greater amberjack), 2040 nucleotides long. Its product is annotated as tolloid-like protein 1. The record is from RefSeq and is a predicted model, not a curated record. Bases 180 to 1733 code for a protein of 517 amino acids. Lineage: Eukaryota; Metazoa; Chordata; Actinopteri; Carangiformes; Carangidae. The transcript has 10 exons.
AGACUGCGCACAGGUGCCAAUUUGCUCUAGCCUCUCGUGGCGAUUGGUCGCUGCUAGUUGCGCGAAAAGGAGUCUGGAGGUCUGGGUGAAGAAAGAGCUAAAAAGCUGCAAGUUCCACGAGAGACGCGGGAAUCUUGGCUGAAGCGCUCAGGAAGUUGGAGACUUUGUACAAUCUAACAAUGGCGCGAAGAGGACUGCUAUUGCUUCUCUUCAGCCAUCUCUUCUUGGAGGCUUUAGCUGCGAUUGAUACCUGUGGGGAUAAUAUAACGUUGAACUCUGCAGCCUUCUUUAUCACCCCUGGCUUUCCCAUGGUAUACCUGCCCUCCCAGCAAUGUGUGUGGGUAAUAACCACCCCUGAGCCGGAUCAGAAGAUCCUCCUCAACUUCAAUUCUAUUUUUCAUCUGGAGGGCAAGGACUGCAAGCACGACUAUGUGGAGGUUUACAACGGCGGCGACGAGCUUUCGCCCUUGUUGGGAAGGUAUUGUGGGUCGGUUGCACCACGCCCGUUCAUCACCAGCGGCAACCAGGUCCUCAUCAAGUUUAUCUCUGAUGAUGAGAACGAUGGGGCAGGAUUCGCUGUUCACUACGAGGUCUUCAAGCUAGGUCCAGAUUGUUCCAGAAACUUCACUGAUCCCCAGGGUGUUAUCACAACACCAGACUUCCCCAAGAAUUACCCCAACAACCUCGACUGCACUCUCAUGAUCUUCGCCCCCCAGCAGAAGUCAGAGAUUGUGUUGGAGUUCAACAGCUUCAGCAUGGAGCCCCACAGCUUCCAUACAGACCCCGACAACUCCUGCAAAUAUGACUGGCUGGAGAUCUGGGACGGCCUCCCUGCAGUGGGUUCCCACAUUGGCAAAUACUGUGGCUCGUCCUCCCCGGGCCGCGUGAUCUCCCACAGUGGCAUCCUGUCCAUGAUCGUCAUCACUGACAACCAGCUCACCAAAGAGGGAUUCUCCGCCAACUACACCAUCCACAACAGAAGCCCUAAGUAUACCUGCGGAUCUAAUUUACAAAUAGACUCCGGAAGCUAUUUGACCACCUCGGGCUUUCCCUAUGAAUACCUGCCCUCCCAGCAUUGUGUGUGGGUGCUAACUGCCCUUGAGCCGGGUCAUAAGAUCAUCCUCAGCUUCAAUCCUUAUUUUAAUCUGGAGGGCAAGGACUGCAAGCACGACUAUGUGGAGGUUUACGACGGCGGUGAUGAACUUUCGCCCUUGUUGGGAAGGUAUUGUGGGACGGUUGCACCUUCCCCGAUAAUAACCAGCGGCAACCAGGUCCUCAUCAAGUUUAUCUCUGAUGAUGAGGUACAGGAGGCGGGAUUCUCUGUUGUCUACAAACUCUUCAAGCCAGGUCCAAAAUGUUCCAGAAACUUCACGGAUCCACAGGGUGUUAUCACAACACCGAACUUCCCCAAGAAAUACCCAGAAAACAUGAACUGCAGUCUCAUGAUCUUCGCCCCCCAGGAGAAGUCGGAGAUCGUGUUGGAGUUCAACAGCUUCGACAUGGAGCCGGACUUCCUACAUAAAGACCCCGACAACCCCUGCACAUACGACUGGCUGGAGAUCUGGGACGGCCUCCCUGCAGUGGGUUCCUACAUUGGCAAAUACUGUGGCUGGACCCCCCCAGACCAAGUGAUCUCCCAGAGUGGCAUCCUGUCCAUGAUCGUCAUCACUGACAAGGCUAUCAACAGAUCGGGAUUCUCUGCCAACUACACCAUCCGCGAGAGGAUGGACUAGCUAUGAGAAGUGAAGGUGGUGUUUUUCAGGGAGAGAGUACUGGCAACUACUGUUGUACCAGUGUGCAGGGGGGGAAACUUCCCUGAUGAGGAUGAGCAGCUCAGCUAAUGAGGUGUUUUCCUAGCAACCGCUGUAGAGAUAACUAAUAGUUUAGAAUUAGACCAAUCAGAAAACCCUGUGUGUGACUGUUGACCAGUCGGUUAUAUUGGAUCUCUCUAGGAGAAGCAUGGUGUAAGAGGGAUAAAAGAAUAUAUCCGUCCUGUUCCUUUACAUGUCAGAUUUGUACUUUGUAGGAUAAAAAUUGCUU